Molecule: messenger RNA, 9537 nt
Organism: Varanus komodoensis (Komodo dragon)
Lineage: Eukaryota; Metazoa; Chordata; Lepidosauria; Squamata; Varanidae
Gene: PRR12
Product: proline rich 12
Exons: 14
Coding region: 393-5990 (1865 amino acids)
Source: RefSeq, a predicted model, not a curated record
CCGUCGCUCCCUCCCUCCCUCCUCCUUUCCCCAGCACGGGAUUGUGGGAGGAAGCGGAGCGGAGCGCAGACAGACGCCCAGCGAACAUGGCUGCACCAUGAGCCGCCUCCCAGAGGCUCGCCACCGCCGCCGCUGCCUCCUCCUCCAGCCGCCCCAGCGCUAGCGCCAGCCCGCGGCUUGAGCCGAGGCCGAGCGGGGCAGCGCGGCGGCCGAGGGGGGGAGGCGGAGGAGGCGGCGAAGGAGGGAUCCCCUCCCUCCCCGAUCUCCUCCCCGAUUCCCCCCCCGCGACCGACGCCGUGGGGGGAGGCGCAGGGGGGCCCCAGACCGAGCGGAGAGACGGACCGACGGACCGCGGCCGGCCCCAGGCGCCCGCUCCCCGGCGCCCCCUCCCCAUGGAUAGGAACUACCCCAGCGCCGGCUUCGGGGAUCCGCUGGGCGCCGGCCCGGGAUGGAGCUACGAGCGCUCGGCCAAGGCCAGCUUGGUGUACGGCGGAUCCCGGAGCUCACACCCAGACACAGAUAUCUUACACCGUCAAGCGUACGCCACCCCCCAUCCUUUACAGGGCUACGCCACAAACCACCACCCGGCAGGUCUUUCUGGCCUGUUCGAGACAGGACUUCAUCAUGCCAGCAGUGCCACCCCAGAUGCCUCUGUCAUGAACCUCAUCUCGGCGCUGGAGUCCCGGGCACCACAGCCAGGCCCUUCUGCUUCCUCCCUGCUCUCCCAGUUCCGCACCCCGUCCUGGCAAACAGCCAUGCACACUCCAGCACCUGCCGAGCUCUUCAUCUCUGGGGCUCUUCCAGGCUCUGGCACCUUCCCCUCCUCCUCGGCGCUCUCUGCUUACCAGCACCCAGCCUCCUUCAGUGGGCGCAGCUUCCCAGUCACUUCCUCGCUCACCCUGCAGGAUGCUACCUUCAGUCCCACCUCCAACGGCCUCCUGUCUCCACAUGACCCUUUGCUUCACAUCAAGUCCUCCCAACCCAGCGUCCCUUCAUCUCUUAGUUUUGACCGGCUGGGCAGCGCGGUGCUGGGCACAGGCUUGCCCUCGCAAAGCUCGGCUUACCGGAGUGCUCAAGAAUCAGCUUCCCGCCACCUCCCCUCGCAGUUCAACCUUCUCUCAUCCUCGCUGGGGCCAUCAGACCAGACAUCUCAGCUUUACAACACCUCUGUCUUCUCCAGUUCACCUGCCUCUUCCAUCGAGCGAGCCAUCCCUCGGCAAGACAGCGUGAUCAAGCAUUACCAGAGGCCUUCCAGUGCCCAGCCACAGCUGCCGGCUGCCCAUUCUCUCCAGCACUACCUAAGCUGCGGGGGCAGCUACCAGCAGAUGUCCCAUCGCUCCAGUCUCUCCUGCAGCCCCCUGGGUGAGCAGUCCCCUGCCAGCAGCGAAGGGUCCCAGCAGCAAAAGACUCCGCAGGCCACACGACAGGAGCCCUCGCAGAGCUACCGUCCCAUCAUCCAGUCCCCAGGCUACUCAGGGACGGCUUCUUCGUCAAAAUCCAAGAGCUACUCAGCCUCCCGCCAGCCACCCCGCUCCACAGCCACGCCCAAGUGCCAAAGCAACUACAGUUCGUCCACUCCCAAGCCCAGCUCAGUCAUCGCAAGCCAGUCGCAAGCCUAUUCGCCUGGUCAGCCCCAGAGCCUGCUCUCCAUGAGCCAAACACAGAGUUACUCCGUCAGCCAGUCACAAAAUCUCUCUUCGGUCAGCCAGGCCUCUCAAGGCUUCAGCAGCAACCAGGCCCAAGACCUCACAAGCGUGAGCAAGGCUCAGAGCUACUCAACCAGUGGGCAGGCCCAGCAGGGGCAGGCCGGGCAGGCCGGGCAAGGGCUGCAGACCUGUCAGAAUCAAACCUACUCGCCCGAGCAGCUGCAAGGCCUGUCAUCGGUCGGUUACACGGUCCAGGCGGAGCCUCACGUCUCUGUUAGUCAGACACCCAGUUACGUCCCCGCACACUCGCAGGGGAUGCCCACAGCCAGCCCGUCACUGAGUUACAGCACCGGCCACUCACCAGCCAUGCCUGGGCACAGCCAGUCCAUUGGCUACACACACAGCCAGAACCUCCCCGACUCAAGCCCUUCCCAGAUCAUCCGGCCUCUCCAGUCGCCCACCACAAACCGGCCUCAGAGUGUGGCCUCACCUGGGCAGUCUCAGAAGUACCUCACAUCCGUGCUGUCUCCUUCAUUCAUGCAGACAGCACACACCCAGAGCUACCAGAGUUCCCAAGGGGGCUUGGAGAGGGCAGCGUCGUAUGGAAAGGCCAAGGCCGACUCAGACCUGCUGUCCUCAGAGCGGACGGAAGAUGAGGAGUUCUUGAUUCAGCACCUGCUGCAGUCGCAAAGCCCUCCCCGGGUGCCCACUGAAGGCAUGGUGGAGUGUGAGGAGAGGGCUGGGAAAGGGAUGGCGUACGAGUUGAGUAAGACAGAGGAGCGCUACCACUUGCAGAGUGUCAUCCGAACCAACUCCAACCUGGACAACCAGGGCCUGGAGAUGUCCCUGCAGAGCCUGAAGGACAAGAAGAAAGGGGAGAGGCCCAAGGAGUACCCGCACACCCGCUCAACGCCUGAGUCUUUGGCUACUUCGGUGGUCCAUUACAGCCAUCAGGCUGGCUCCAUGGACUCCUAUGGGCAAGACAUGAAGAAGUCGGUGGAGCAGCACCUCCAGGGCGGCCACAUGGAUGCUGGUGGCAAGGAGAUUGCGCAAGCUCACUCCUAUCUGCAGAAGACUCCAGAGCAUGCCCCCCAGCCUCACCCGCUGGAGCCCCAUGGACUGAUGCCUGGACAGCAGGGGGCCACACUGAUGCUGGACUCUCCUCCUGACUUGCCCCCCCUCUCCCUUUCCCAGCAGCAGCAGCAGCAGCAGCAAUCCCAGCUGCUCCAGUCAGUGCUGACACACACCCAGAGUCAGCUGCACUCUCGCGGGAAGGUCCGCACCCCUCUGGACGUCCACUUGAUGGAGCCACAGCGCAUGCAUCCGGCCGAGGCACCCUCCCCCCAGCUUCAGAUGCAGGCCUUGGAGGCUCACCUACACCAGGCCCACGUGCGCUCCCAGAGCAUGGAGGCACAGCUCCUUGAACCCCAGCAGUCCCCCCAGCUCCAGGGACAGCUGCAGCAGGAACGAAUGCAGUCUGAGGGCAUGGAGGUGAUGCCCCAGGGCAAUCUCUCCCAGUCGCAAGAGAUCCAGGACUUCUUGGAACCGGAGCUGAGCUUGGAGUCCCACCUGGGGCAGAGUGGGGCAGUGCAGAGUCAGCAGCACCUUCUCCCUGAUGCCAGCCUGGAUCCUGACUCCUCGCAGCAAGUACCCCAAGGCCAGCUGGAGGGCAAGGACCAGUUUGAGAGCCCUAGCCCACAAGGGGCCAAGCAGCGCUUUGUCCCUCUCACCUCCAUCUGCUUUCCGGACUCAUUAUUGCAAGAUGAAGACCGCAGCUUCUUUCCAGGCAUGGAGGACAUGUUUGGUCCACCUCCCUGUGCUGGAGAUGAAUUCCCUAAGCCAGAUGAUGGCACGCAAGGCAUGGAGAGGGGCGAGGGAAUGAAAGGGGGAGGCUAUGACAUGAUGCAGGGAGGACAAGGGUACCAGAGCUACUGUCCAUCAGAAAGUGGGGAUGGGCAGCACUUGGGGCUGGAUUCUGUGUCCGUGAAGCACGAGUUGCCAUCAACAGUCAAUACAGAGCAGCUGGGACUGAUCCAGUCUGGCCAGCAUGGGACGGCUCCAGUUUCAGAGUCUAAAUCGGGCCUGACGUCACCAAUCUUCUGCUCCUCCAAGCCCAAAAAGCUGCUGAAGACCUCUUCCUUUCAUUUGCUCAAGAAGAGGGAGCCACCGUUCCAGCCACCCAAGAAGAACUACGCACAGGAGUAUGAGUUCGAAGACGAUGAGGACAAGGAGGACGUCCCAGCCGACAUCCGCCUCAACAGCCGCCGCCUGCCUGAUCUGCUCCCUGACCUCAUUUCCAGCUGCCGGACCAACCGGACCAGCCUCAGCCCCAUGGGUGACAUAGACUUUUGUCCGCCCAACAGUGGUCUCAUGGAGGGGCCCAAGCGACGGGGCCGUAAGCCCACCAAGCCCAAGCGAGAGGGCCCACCCCGCCCCCGGGGAAGGCCCCGCAUCCGGCCCCUGACUGAACCGCCCCACGGCGUGGCUCAUGACGGCACCAAGAAACCCCGUGGCCGGGGGAGAGGGAGGGGCAAGAAAGCCGGGGAGGAGGGGGUUGAACCAGGAGCAGGCUUGGAGUCCCUCAAACCACUGAAGGUAAGCUGGGAGUGCAAGGAGAACCAGUGGAACACUGCCAACAAAUACAACAUGCAGAUUGGGAGGAUGACCUUCCAUUCUGCAUUCCUGCUAGUUAACCCCUCCACCCUCCUGCAUUCCCCCCCACCUGCAGAUGUGCCGCCAGUGGAGGAGAAGCCCCCCAGUCCGGCUCCCUCGGUGGAGGCUGAACCUCAGCCAGAGCUGCCCCCACCACCCAUCUCCCCAGCUCCCUCACCCAAGGAGGCACCACCUGUCCCUGAAGAGCCACCAGCCCAGGCAUCCCCCGAGCCUGAGGAUCCUGAGGACACGCGGCCCCUUCAUCUCGCCAAGAAGCAGGAGACGGCAGCCAUAUGUGGGGAGACGGAUGAAGAGGAGGUGGAAAGCGGCGGGGAGGGAAUCUUCCGAGAGCGUGAUGAGUUUGUCAUACGUGUUGAGGAUGUCCAGGCCCUCAAGCUGGCCCUUCAGACUGGGCGGGAGCCACCCCCGAUCUGGCGGGUUCAGAAAGCUUUGCUUCAGAAGUUCACUCCUGAAAUCAAGGACGGGCAGCGUCAGUUUUGUGCUACCAGCAAUUAUCUAGGGUAUUUUGGUGAUGCUAAGAACCGGUACCAGCGACUCUAUGUUAAGUUCUUGGAGAAUAUCAACAAGAAAGAUUACGUGCGUGUCUGUUCCAAGAAGCCCUGGCACCGGCCCCUACAAGCAGUCAGGAGACAGAGCCAGCCCAAAGCCUCUGGCCCUAAGGUUCCAGUGACACCAAAAGUCGAGAAACCUGAGAAGCUGGAGGUGCCAGAGAAGGCUGAGAAACUGGACAAGCCACCCAAGGCCGAGAAGCCCCCGAAGGCUGAGAAGACAGAGAAGACGGAGAAGCCCCCCAAGCCUGAAAAAGGGCCUAAGCCAGAAAAGCCCCCCAAGCUCGAGAAGUCUGAAAAGCCCCCCAAAGCAGAAAAACUGACCAAGGCAGAGAAGCUCCCCAAAGUGGAGAAAACGGACCCCCCUGCGCCCACUGUGGCAAAAGCUGCCCCAGCUGGUGGAACUUCAAAACCCAAACCUAAGCCAGCCAAGGUCAAAGCUGAGCCGCCUCCCAAGAAGAGGAAAAAAUGGCUCAAGGAGGCAGCCUCCUCUUCUGACUCUGAUUCGAGCCCUGACCAGCAGAGCGAGGAGGAACGAGUGCCGACGGGCCGUAUUCUCAACACACGAGCCAUGAAGGAGAUGUACCGUAGCUAUGUGGAAAUGUUGGUCAGCACUGCCCUUGACCCGGACAUGAUCCAAGCUCUUGAGGAUACAAACGAUGAACUUUAUCUCCCUCCCAUGAGAAAGAUUGAUGGGAUACUGAACGAUCACAAGAAAAAGGUGCUGAAGAGAGUGUCUCUUACUCCAUCACUACAGGAGGCGCUCCACAUGUUCCCCCAACUCCAUGCUGAGACAUGCGACACCACAGUUAAGCUGCGCCCAGGUGGUGAACCUUACAACCGCAAGACACUCAACAAACUCAAGAAGAAUGUAUCCAAACCGCAGGAAUUCAGUGUGGAAGUGGAGAAGUCUUUUUUCUACACUCUAUACCAUUCCCUUCACCACUACAAGUACCACACCUUUCUGCGUUGUAAGGAUGAGACGACGGCGAUUGAGGGUCAAGACGAGGACCUGGGCCAGGAGGAGGUGGUGCAGCAGUGCAUGCGCAACCAGCCAUGGCUAGAGAAACUGUUUGACUCCUUCAGCGAGUUGCUGACUCAGGCGCAAAGCAAAUGCGCGUGACGCAGCCGCCAGAGCCACGCCCCAGGAGGGGCUGCCUAAUGCCCGCCCCUCUGCAAAGCCAGAGCAGGAAGUGGGGAGAGGAAGGUCGAGGGGUACCAUUACAGGCAACGAGUUCAGACUCAGCUCACCACCCCCUCCCUUUUUGUUUUAUGUUUUUAAAAUUUUUAAAACAGGACUUGGGAUGGGCCUCCUAUUUUGGUGGUGGGAUGCAGGAGGUUUGUGAUGGCAAAGAGGACACGUUGAGGAGGGUUCUUAUCAAAUAUUGGAUGGUUGGACAACCCCUUUCCCUUUUGCCCUGGCUGUACAGAGAAAUAUUAUUUAUAUAUAAAUGUAUAAAUGUCUAAUUGAGCAGCCUUGCCCCCUGCUCUGGUGGGGCAAGAGUAGGAGAACCCAUAGGAAGGUCAGAGGUGUGGUGGUGUGUGGUUUAGAGCUGGGAAGCAGGGAUUCAGAACUCCUUGGUUCCUCCCAGGGUCCAGGUGGGUUGGCAGCAUGAGAAUGAUACAAGCAGAAGGAUCCAGGUUCCUGGGUUCUCUCCUGCAUCUCUUCCAUCAAGAACCUGUACUUCUCCUUAGGGAGAGUUGAGUAUUGUGUGUGGGGAUGGUGCAUUGGCCACCCUUUAUAUAGCGUCGAGCUCCUAUCAUCCACGGUCUGAUCAGGCAAUACGACCCCAUGUCCCCUCCCUGCCCUCAAACACGUCUGUCCCCACCCCUGCCAAAUCGCUGUUUUGCGUGGAGUGCGGGGGAGGCACCCGCUCGUGCACGAGCAGCGAUCCUGCCUGUGCUUGCUUCCAACAGGAAUAUUUAUUGCCAAGUUCCUCCUCCUCCCCGACCACAGCUUGUUGCAGAGCACGCUCUCUCUGGAGCUUCCGUCUUUUUCUCCUGUCUUUUUGUGGGGCGAUUGCUGCUGCUGGUUCUGCCGCGAGCCACUUUUUUUCCCCUCUGCUGUUGGGUUUGGGAUUCUAGCUCUUUUGGACAUGUGGAGCAUCUCCCCGCCUUUCCCAGUAUCCCUUCUGAUGAGAUAACAGUAAUGGGUUGGGGGAGCUUAGUGAAACCCAGAGCAGCCUGCCUGUACCAAGACUUCCUAAAUUCCCCUCACCCUUUUUCUAGACUUCUCAACUGGCCCCACGAGGAUCAUGGGAGGGUGCAGUAGAGGGUUGCAGAUACAUCCCUCUGUGCCUGUUAGAUCUGAGCUCCUUUGAGGGAGGGGUAAUUAUUUUUAUUUUCCCCCCACUCCUCCCUGUUGCGGUGUUUGACAAGGCAGGUUUCUGCUCCUCCUCCUCCCAGCUGUACAUACUGUAUAGGAUAAAAAAAGUCUAUGUAUCAUAUUGUAUUUGACUAACUUGAACUUAACGAUGCGCAGAAGUCUCUCUCUUUCUCUCUCCUCACCUGUAGCUGUGACGUUCUUUGGUUUGGACUGAAACUUUAAUUAGGAGGUUGUUAAUUUUUUAUCAUUGUUGUUGUUGUUAUUGAGGGGGAAGGGAGAUUCUGUGUCCCCACCCCGAGCCUCCUAAGCAAAGAUCCUUCUCUAACCCUGAGCUGAAAUGCUAAAAUAAACUCUGUUUAGAUAGAGGAUUAGGUCCUAGCCCUGGCCACCCACUCUUCAUUUCACAGGUCACAGGUGUCCCUCUCUCCACAGCAUUCAGCCACAUCAAAUCUUGUAUUUUUCUUUUCAGAAAUUUCCUAGUGGCCUCUCACACAUGAAUUAACUGGUCCUCCUCAGCAUUUCACACCCCUCACCCCACAAGCUUCCUGGUGACAUCCCAAAUUGAUCCCAUACCUGAACAUAGAUUCUUCAGCACCAGAUUCCCAUCUCCCAGCCAAUGUCUACCUCAUUCUUGUUCCCAACAUUCUCUUUUUCUUCAUGAUACUCAUCCAAUUUCUUUGUGCCAGCACAAUCCCAUGCCCUCCAAUUUCAUUUCUUCUGUCUUUCAUUCCCCCUCCAGCUUGUUUGUUUCCCUUAUAUGUUCUUUCCAAGUUCCCAAACACUUGCCCUUCUAGGUUUCCAAAUACUUGGUCUUUUGCCUUCCCAAAAAUUUCCUCAUCAAAUCAAGUUUCGAAAUCAGUAAGGCAGGUGAAAAAUUCCCGGUACCCUUUUUGGGGUUUUUUUUUUUUAAUUGACUGUUGUUGGGGAGGAGGGAGGUAUGAAAAGGUACUUUGGGUGGGUGGGUCAGGGAAAUAAAUCCCACCUCCAAAGAGGUGGCCUCUUUGCCCUAGCAGAAUGACUUCGGACAAGUCCUUGAAGAGCACAGAAAUGUGUUUGGGGGCCCACCUGGGUGUUUAGGUCAGGUGAGAGUCCCUUAUGUAUACACAGUUCCCCAUGUCCCUUUGGGUCCUGCCCCUUCCCCCAUUAUUUAUUGUGGAUGAGUAGAGGUUGGCAGGUGUGCAUGUGAGUAUGUGUGUGGGGUGGGUGGAAUAUGGGGUACAAGAUCUCCAUUCAAAUUAGAGUGCUUUUAAGGGGGAAGAGGGUUGACUUGGCUUCCUUUUGGAUAUUGUAAAGCUUGCAGUUCACUUCUUGACAGCUUUCCCUAGCAAACCUGGUUACUGAUAGCUGUUGGACUUUAGAGGUGAGAGAUUGUAGCUUGAACCUGUGUGUGGAAGUGGGGUUAGUUGAACAUGGUUUUGGUGUAAUGAGGGAAUUGGGCGGGGGGGGGAGUAUUUCCCAGUACAGGUUAACGUUCGAGGGACAUGGAGUUAGGAUACUUCCUGGGACAACAGACUCCCACCCUGCUAAAGCACUGCCCCUGGAUGGAGGGGUAACGUGGCCAAACACUGAGCACCCAGAAUUGGAGGGGCCCAGCUCCGAGUUGAUCAACAACACACACACACACACAUGCACACACACACCCAGCUUCCUGUGACAAAAAAGACUUUUCUCUUCCUCCUCCCCCCCAUUUGGAUCUCAGAAGGCCCCCUUUUUUACGACGUGUAUUUCUGUGUAUCUUGUUCGCGCCUCAAGGGUAUUGUUCUGAGAUAUGGGAUUUGUGUUCUGUAUUAUUGGAUGUUCCUAUAUAUUUUUAUUGUUUAUUAUUAGUGUCUGAGACGUUUUUUUCUCUCAAUAUGUAAAACUCACAUUGUAUACUGUGUACACAACAAAAUGACAAAAAACACUUUUCUUUGCAAAAAUCAAAUGCCUGGCGCACAGCUUUGUUCAUUGCGUUAUGGGUUGGGGUGCAGUGGUAAGCAGGUAAAAGUUGGUUCAAGUUGGUUCAUUGGCAGGCUGGGGUCUGGACAGAGACGAGAAGUCCCAGGAACCCUCUGGCUUCCACUCCUAGAUCCUGUUUAUCCCUACAUAGAGAGGCCUGCCAUUGUAGCUAUUGGCCCUAACACCUUGCUACUUCUGACUCAUUUGUUAAUCUGCUUGAAGAACUCACGAUCCCUGGUUUGAAGUCUUCCUCCUGGGCAACUCUAAAAGGCAACUGAGACACUGGAACAUCAUUCCUGGCUCUAGAUGAGAAGGGAAAUCAUUUCCCUGCAUUAUUCAGUAUUCUUUCCUAUUGAAGCAAAGAUCAUUCAAAUCACAAGAAUAAAGGCAGACCUUACCUGCUUCA